Molecule: messenger RNA, 1930 nt
Organism: Chironomus riparius
Lineage: Eukaryota; Metazoa; Arthropoda; Insecta; Diptera; Chironomidae
Source: the annotation of a GenBank genome assembly
CUUUUAAUCGUUUUUAUACUGAAAAUACAAAUUCAUUAAUUAAACUAUAUCUAAGGCAGUAAGAAGUUUAAAUUAAAGUUCAUCAUAAAGAUGAAUGGUCCAAAAAUACCAAUAUCACAGUUGUUAACAGAUAAAUCAGCUGAAAGUAAUGAAGAACCGGCUAAAAAAACAAGAGAGGAUUGGAGGAAAGCAAAAGAGCUUGAAGAAGCCAGAAAGGCUGGUCAAGUACCUGCUGCUGUUGAUGAAGAAGGUAGAGACAUUAAUCCACACAUUCCACAAUAUAUAUCGAGUGCACCUUGGUAUUAUGGAACUGCUGGACCAACAUUAAAACAUCAACGACCACAGGAAGAGAAAUUAAAAGAAUAUUCAGCAAUUGAUGAUUGGUACAAGAAAGGCGUAGACAAAACGAGAGUAGCAACAAAGUUUCGUAAAGGAGCUUGUGAGAAUUGUGGAGCUAUGACUCAUAAAAAGAAAGAUUGUCUAGAGAGACCACGAAAGAUUGGUGCAAAAUUCACAAAUGCCGCAAUUGCAUAUGAUGAGUUUGUUCAGCCUGAAUUAAAUCCAGACUAUGAUGGUAAAAGAGAUCGUUGGUCUGGAUAUGAUCCAGCAAAUCACCGUGAAAUUGUCGAAGAAUAUCAGAAAAUUGAGGAAGCAAAACGACAAAUUAAAGCUGAAAGAUUAAAAGAAGAUCCUAAUGCCGAAUCAUCCAGUGAAGACGAAGACAAGUAUGCGGACGGAAUUGACAUGCCUGGAACAAAAGUGGACAGUAAACAGAGAAUUACAGUCCGAAAUUUACGUAUUCGUGAAGAUACAGCAAAAUAUCUCCGUAAUUUAGAUCCAAAUUCAGCAUUUUAUGAUCCAAAGACAAGAUCUAUGCGUGAGAAUCCACUUCCAAAUAAAAGUGCUGAAGAUGUUGAGUUUGGUGGUGAGAAUUUUGUCAGAUAUACAGGAGAUACACAAGCACACGCAAAGGCUCAAUUAUUUUCAUGGGAAGCAGCAAGUAAAGGUGUUGAUGUUCAUGUCUUGGCCGAACCAACAAAAUUGGAGUUACUCCAAAAGGAAUAUGAGUCGAAGAAGGAAGAAUUCAAGACAAGUGUUAAGGAUAAUGUGCUAGAAAAGUACGGAGGCGAGGAGCAUUUAAAAGCACCACCAAGACAGCUUUUAUUAGCACAAAGUGAAACAUACGUUGAAUAUGCACGUGAUGGACGAAUAAUUAAAGGUGUUGAGAAGCCAAUUGUUCGUAGUCGAUAUGAGGAAGACAGUUACAUCAACAAUCACACGACAGUCUUUGGAUCUUAUUGGAAUAAUGGAAAAUGGGGAUUUAAAUGCUGUAAAUCAUUUAUUAAAAAUUCUUGGUGUUGCAAACAAAGCAUUGGUGCUGAAAUUGACACAUCAGAAGCUCCAUCCAGCAGUGGAUUUGUUUCAGCGAAUCAUCAUCAUUCUGAGGACUCAGAUCAGGACCAAAUUGAAACGAGGAAAGUUGAAAUUGUAAAGGAAUCGCGUAAAUCACCAGUAAAGGACCAAUCAUCGUCGUCAUCAUCAUCAGGAUCGGAUUCGACAGACAGCGAUAAAGAACGUGAAAAACAGAAAUUAAGGAAACGCGAUAAAAAACGUAAAAAGAAAAAAAAGCAAAAAGAUCGACGCAAAAAUAAGGAUAAAGAGAAGGAUAAGCUGCAAAUUGCCCUAGAAAAAGAAGAAGCACGGCUUAGAGAAUUUGAGGAAAUGAAAAAUGUUGAUGAGCGGAAACGAAAAUACAACAGCAUGUAUGAUGCAAAGGCACCAACAGAGGAAGAAGUCGAAGCUUAUCAUAUGAAGAGGUCACGAGCUGAAGAUCCUAUGCUUCAAUUUAUGGGAAAAUAAAAACUUUAAAAGUUCAAUGGUUGAGAACUUGUACGAAAUACUUUUUUAAUAAAAUGACAAAAAUGGCUAA